This is a messenger RNA of Diaporthe citri, 573 nucleotides long. RefSeq lists its product as uncharacterized. Bases 1 to 573 code for a protein of 190 amino acids. The record is from RefSeq and is a predicted model, not a curated record. The transcript is spliced from 4 exons. Lineage: Eukaryota; Fungi; Ascomycota; Sordariomycetes; Diaporthales; Diaporthaceae.
AUGGCUGAUAUCCGCGACGAGGAAGACGGCACCUUCUGCGCAGUGAGCUGCUGCGCGCCCCUCAAGGAGCUCAGGCGGCCUGUCGACGUCGACGACCUGUUUGACUCGGGCUAUUACUACGACUCCAGUCCAGGCGGCGGCUCGUCCUCGUCAGCCUCCUUCUUCGCGUGGCCCUUCCUGGGCCCCUUGCUCUUCGAGAACCAGACCUCGGACGCCCGCGACCACUGCGCCAACGAGCGCACCUUCCUCAGCUACCUGCGCCUGUCCGUCUACAUGGCCGUCGUCGCCGUCGCCAUCGUCCUGUCCUUCCACCUCAAGACCAGGCCCUCGCCCGCCGAACUGCGCAUGGCGAAGCCCCUCGGGCUCGUUUUCUGGGGCCUGAGCGUCGCCUGCCUGCUCGUCGGGCUGGGGAAUUAUAUACAAACGGUGAAUAAGUACAGCCGGAAAGCUGCGAUAGUACAGAGUGGUAUCAAAACACAGCUGACCAUGGGUAUCGUGUCCCUAAGCAUCAUCGCCACCUGUGUAACGCUGCUGGUCGUGAACAAGAUGAGCCAGGAAUUAGGCAGCAGCUAG